UGCUCAGAAGGGGGUCUAGUUCAAAAUGCGAACAUCGGUAUGCGAGAUGAACGCGGAUACACUGUGCUUGCACUAGCAGCCCGUCACGGCUUUAGAGACAUUGUCUUGCAGUUGCUACAUCGUGGAGCGAAUCCAAACACCAGGAGUUACCAAGGAACCGGUGUACUGGCCCAUACAGUAGUACAUCUAUCCCGAGCACAGAAGACUCAAGACGACAGAUUGUAUGCAAGGAUCCUGUCCUGUUUAGUGGUUUUGACAGACCAUGGUGCUAAGCCUAAACCUUCGGCCUAC
Messenger RNA from Hyaloscypha bicolor E, 291 nucleotides. RefSeq lists its product as uncharacterized. The annotation marks the transcript as partial. Gene Ontology annotation, molecular function: protein binding. The record is from RefSeq and is a predicted model, not a curated record. Lineage: Eukaryota; Fungi; Ascomycota; Leotiomycetes; Helotiales; Hyaloscyphaceae. The transcript has a single exon.